Molecule: messenger RNA, 1598 nt
Organism: Symbiodinium natans
Lineage: Eukaryota; Dinophyceae; Suessiales; Symbiodiniaceae
Source: the annotation of a GenBank genome assembly
AUGGCCGGCCACGUCGCAGGCUCUGUGCGCUGGACAGCCCUUCAGAACGUCACGGUCGGCGACGUCAUCUCAGCCAUGGGAUCUGAAGCCCAUAGUCACGAAGCACUGUCGCGGCAGACGCAUCUGGCAAUCCUGAUCAACGGACGAUGGCAGCCAGAAGAGCAGCCAGUCGACUGGUGCGACAGCAUGCUCGAAGACACGUGCGAGGACUUGGAGAGCAGAGACCACUCGAUUCGCGACUCCGAACAGGCGGACUUCGAGGACGGGUUCGACGACUGGGACUGGGUCGACAGUGAGAUGCAGCGCGAAGCCGAGGAAGAUGCGCGUGAGAGAGUACAGUGGAGCAAAGAAAUGGAAAUCCAGAAUGAAUACCGCCAGCGUCUCGCCAACAUGACGGUGAAGUACCUGAACAUGCAAGGUAGCGAAACCCACACCUCGAAGCCUUAUCCACUCUGCCAUGUCGAACCGUGCGAGUCUUUCCGGGAAGCCUGGCUGCACACUUUGCACGAAGGAAACAGCCCAGAUCGCCGUCUCUCCCUGCGCCAACUACGUCUCAGACGACAAGAAAUUAAGAAGCCUAUCCCGGCGGAAACGCUGCAAUAUCGCAGCGCCAGGGAAGUCUUGCUUCACGAUUUGGACAGCGGUCCUGCAGGACCCAUCCCCCUCGACACCACGAAGCUGGUCUUGGGCGGGGGCGUGAUCACAGACACCUGGAGCUGGCGUGAACUGUUGGGUCACAGCUUGAGCAACGACGUCGUGCACGUGCAAGUUGUCUACAUCUCAGAGAAAGCCACAGGACAGGGAUGGUGCAGCAAUCCGCAGUGCCGCCAAGCCGAAAAAGAGGAGUGCCUGGCCCAGAAGAGCGCAGAGAAAAUUGCUCGGCAGCAACAACGGGCAGCGCAGGGAGCGGGCAGUCGUGGACCCUUGCGCGAAGAGAACAGCAGAAAGGCAGAGCGCCGACAGCUGCAUGAGGAAAGGGCGCGAGCAAAGGCAGAGGAGGAAGCAGGCGGCCGUGGACCUUUGCGUGAAGAAGACAGCAAAGAAGCAGAGCGCCGACAGCUGCGUGAGGCAAGGGCGCGGGCAAAGGCAGAGGAGGAAGCGGGCGGCCGUGGACCUUUGCGGGAAGAAGACAGCAAAGAAGCAGAGCGCCGACAGCUGCAUGAGGCAAGGGCGCGGGCAAAGGCAGAGGAGGAAGCGGGCGGCCGUGGACCUUUGCGGGAAGAAGACGGCAAAAGGGAAGAGCGCCGACAGCUGCGUGAGGCAAGGGCACGGGCAAAGGCAGAGGAGGAAGCGGGCGGCCGAGGACCUUUGCGGGAAGAAGACAGCAAAGAAGCAGAGCGCCGACAGCUGCGUGAGGCAAGGGAGCGGGCAAAGGCAGAGGAGGAAGCGGGCGGCCGUGGACCUUUGCGGGAAGAAGACGGCAAAGGGGAAGAGCGCCGACAGCUGCGUGAGGCAAGGGCGCGGGCAAAGUCAGAGGAGGAAGCGGGCGGCCGUGGACCUUUGCGGGAAGAAGACAGCAAAGAAGCAGAGCGCCGACAGCUGCGUGAGGCAAGGGAGCGGGCAAAGGCAGAGGAGGGAGUGGGCGGCCGAGGGCCCAG